Molecule: messenger RNA, 7053 nt
Organism: Thrips palmi
Lineage: Eukaryota; Metazoa; Arthropoda; Insecta; Thysanoptera; Thripidae
Gene: Gyf
Product: GRB10-interacting GYF protein 2
Exons: 19
Coding region: 201-4511 (1436 amino acids)
Molecular function (GO): protein binding
Source: RefSeq, a predicted model, not a curated record
GCACCUGAAGUCACGUGAUUUCAUUCAUUACGGCGCAUGCGUUUUCAUCCUGUGUUUCGGCCAUAUUGGUGUGUGUUUCUUGUUCUCUUGUGUUUGGAGAAAAAAAGGCGGUCUUCGACUACCCUUCCGUUGCGAUCCUUCCUUUUACGUGUUCGCUGUUGGCUCAGUUUCUUGUUUGGAGCUGUCAUAGCAUUGUGAAAAUGACUGAUUCCAUGAAGUUUGGGCCUGAAUGGCUACGCAACAUGGGGCAAGAUGGUUGUGCUGCACCAACUACUCCAUCGCCUCGGUAUCAGCUGGCAGAACAUCGCUAUGGCCGUGAAGAAAUGUUGGCCCUUUUUGACACUGUAGUCAAGGCUCCAGAUCCUUUGGCAUCCUUCCCCGGUCUACAUGUAGACAAAACUCAAGUUCCUUUGGCACUUGUUCAGAUGACGGAGGAAGAAACACGUCAUUGGAAUAGAGGCAUCAACAGUGAUGCAGUGCUGAGGGCAAUGGGCAAGACUCCACCCAUUACACUAGCCACCAGUAUAAGGGGAAGUAGGGGUGGGUCCAUUGGAGCAGUGGGGCUGUCUGAAAGGGGUCGUGGUAGAGGACGUGGUGGUUUUACUACUUACUCUCGUGGCCUGAGCUUUGAGGAAGGUGGUGAUGCCCCUGCUGGUCCACCCCAUCUGGGUGCAUCUCCAGUAGGGUAUAAUCGAGCCACACGUCCAUUUGACCGACCACAGGCUGAGAGGAGCUGGGGAGAAAGAAAUGGUUUGGACUCUAGUGAGUGGAGUUCAACGAGUCCCAGGAAGGACUUCAAUGAACGUGAUCGGGUGUUGGGAAGUGGGGGCAGUUCUGGGCCGAGAAGUUUCUCUAACACUGAUAAUAAUUGGCGGCGUCAGCGUACAUCUGAAGAAGAGGAUGGCUGGAGAGCCUCUACUACUCCAGUGAAAGAGAAAUGGGGUGGAGCAGGAGCUGGUGGGGCAGCCAGAACAACAAGUUGGCGCGACGGUGAUCGAGAAAGGGAUAGUGAAAGGGAGCCGGGAGAAGGAAGGGUUGUUUACAAUCGGACUCAUCGGCCCUGGGAACAAUCUAACAACUUACCAGAAUGGGCUGUUGAUGGAGCUGAUAAUAGCAGUGGCAGCUUUGAUGCCCAGGGUGCCUUCCAUGGGGGACAUAAUUACUCUGAUGAGGAAGAAAAUGGUGGCCCUGUCAAUAAUAGUGUGUUGAGGCGCACUCGAUUGCUGUCAGAAGGAAAUAGUGGUGGCAAGCGAAUUGGCGAUGGUAAUUCUAAUGCUAACCUCAGACGCGUUGUGGCCACUGACCGAGCAUCUGCUGAAAGAGUCAGCGAAAAGCUUACGCCGUAUUUGGACAAACAGAAUGAUGCCAGAGUGACUUCACCUUCUACUCCACCUCGAAAUGAUGACCCAAGAAGCCAAAACUCAACUCCUGUGAAACCUGUGCACAAUUCCAAGAGCGAUCCUGAUCUGAAGUUGAAGGUAGCCAGUCCUAAGCCAACCCCUCCAGUCAAGCAGGAACCUCAAGUCCCUCCUCACCCAUCUGAACUUCCCAACCCUCUGACUACAUCAGCCUCCAUGCCAGCCAUUAGUGUGCCAAACAAUAUUCCCCAUGAAAACCAUGUUGACAUGAGACGUCCUCCUCCUCAAGCACACAAGUCAGAGGAUGCCUUGGAUAGGAUGCGUGAAGUUGCUGAUGAUCUUGUGGCUAAAUUAAUGGAAGAGGAAGAAGGUCCCAUACGUGAUGAUUUGAACCAUCACCAUCUUCCUCACCUUGCGGCUCAUGUUCGGGAACCUGAAAAAUGGUUCUAUAGAGAUCCACAAGGCCAAGUGCAAGGACCAUUCUCAUCUGAAGAGAUGUCUGAAUGGUUUAGAUUGGGUUACUUCAACCUUAAUCUUCUUGUCAGGCGUGCUAAAGAUGAAAGGUUCUCACAGCUUCAAGAUCUUAUUAAAGUUUUUGGCGGCAUCCCCUUCUUGACAGAUGCAAACGUGCCACCUGUUAAGGGUGCUGAACCUAUUAUGAUGCCUACACCUGGUGUGGGUAUGCCUGUUGGGCCUGCCAUGCCAAAAUUACCUAUGUCAGGCCUUCCAGGCAUGCCUGGACUCCCUGGAGUUCCAGGGGUUUCUGGCAUGCCUGGAGUGCCUGGCGUACCUGGGGUGCCAGGUGUUGAACCUGACAUUCAAAUGAUGAUGCAGCAGCAUCAGUAUCAAGUCAUGCAACAGCAAAUGUUUCUUAGACAACAAUCGCAGGCUGCUGCAGCAGCUGCGGUGAGCAAACUCUCACAGACAGAAGAGUGGAAUACACUCUCUCCCUUACAACAGCAGCAGCUUGUGGCACAACACGUGCAGCACAUCCAAAUGGCGUCCAUGGAUGCUGGGCCACCACUCAUACCUGCUGCAUCUACUCCUAACUCUGUGAUGGCCUUGAUGACACAAUUUCAACAGAAACAGCAACAAGCCCCUCCGCAGAUCCCACCGCAACAGCAGCAACCACCUCAACGCAUGCCGUUGGGUAAGGAAGGUCCUGGACAACAGCCUGGCCAGCCCCUGGGCCCACUACAACAAUUCUUUCAACAAAUUGGCGGCUUAUCAUCAAGGUUGUCGCCCCCGCCAACUCCAGUUCCAGCACCUCAGCCUGCCAAUGAACCAUUGCCAUCAGAUCCUAUUCAAAGCCUUCUGAGGCAGUUGAAUCAACAGCAACAGCAGCACCACCAACAGGCAGCUCACCAUCAGGCUGCCCAUCACCAGGCAGUGGGAGAUUCUUUGUGGGGAAGCCCUCUACCUGUCUACAAUCAAGGGGGAUGGCUUGGUGGUGUACGCCCUCCUGUUGUGGGAGCUGGAGGUGGACCCAUGUUACCCCCAUCGACAGCCUCACUUUGGGGCGAUAUUAAUAAUAAGGAGAUGAAGACUGAAAAACAAAUAUUGGAAGAGCAAAUGUUAGUUGAAGAGGAAAGAAAGAAACACGAACUUCUCCGGAAGCAAGAACAUGAAGAACAUCAGCGACGCCUUGAAGAAGAUGUCCGCUUGAGAAGAGAGGCAGAAGAGGCAGCAGCUGCUGCUGAAGCUGAGAAGCAACUCAAAAAGGCCGAAGAAGCUAAGCGGAAAGAGGAAGAAGCCAGGCGAAAGGACGAACAACGGAAAGCUGAAGAAGAUCGUAAAAAAGUGGAAGAAGCCAAACGUCAAGAGGUUGCCAGAAAGAAAGAAGAAGACAAGAGAAAGAAAGAAGAAGAUAAGAGAAGAAAGGAAGAAGAGAAAGAGAGGAAGCGUAGAGAAGAGGAGGAGAAGAAGCGCCAGGAAGAAGAGAGGUUGCAAAGAGCUAGAGAAGCAGAGGAGCAAGCUAAGAAAGCUGAAAUUCAACGCCAACAAGCUGAAGCUCUGCGAAAAAUGCAAGAGCAACAACAGAAACAAGCACAGGUUGCAGCUGCUAUCAAGACAGCUAAAGUUGCUCCGUGGAGUCAGCCUCAGGCUUCUAAACAAACUGUCCAACAGACUAGCCUUAGUCUGGCUGAGAUCCAACGUAAUCAGAAACGAGAGAAGGAUGAGCAGCUACGUGAACAGCAGAUGAUUCUUCAGCAAAUACAGCAACAGAAUCAACAAAAUCAGCUUUCUGCUAUGCUUGCAUCUUCUUUAGCUGCUGCUGAAAAUCAAGCUAGUCCUGCACCGAUGCAGCUUAAGUGGGCUGAAAGGAAAAACCAACCUCCCCCAGAGGCAAAAACACUGGAACAGAUUCAAAGAGAAGAACAAGAACGAAUUGCCAAGCAACUGGAAAGGGACCGUGCAGAAAGGGCAGAAAGGGCUGCUUCUACUCGUGACGUCCCUGCGCCAUCAGUGGGCAUUUGGGGCUCUGCCCCUCAGAGUCUUACUUGGGGAAAUACCACUGGACCUGGGUUCUGGGAUGAAGUUCCAAGCCCUGCUGUAUCACCGGUGAAGCCGGUUGCUCCACCAGCCAAGAAGACUCCUGUUAAAAGUGCUAGCGCCUCUAAUGUGGCUUCUGCUGGUCAACAAGCUGCAAAGUCCUCCAACAGCGCUAACAAGAAAAAGAAAGAAGAAGCUAGUGUUCUGAAGUUGUUUGAGCAGUCUGUCCAGCGUUCAGAUGAAUUCAGUCAGUGGUGCCACAAAGCUCUUGCUUCCCUGCAGCCCUCUGUUGAUAUUCCAACAUUCGUGGGCUUCCUUCGAGAUAUUGAAUCGCCGUACGAAGUGAAGGACUAUGUACGUCAAUAUCUAGGGGAAGGGGAAGGUGUUGGCGACUUUGCCCGUCAAUUUUUGGAGCGUCGCAGCAAGUGGCGUAGUGAGCGGCGAAGCAAGCCGGCGGCUGAUGACAUGUGCGCGCCAGCACCCGCCGUAAACCCUGUUUCCCAGCAAGCAAGCCACGACUUCCAGGAAGUCAAGGGUAAAAGCAAGAAAGCAAAGAAAGGGAAAAUGUUCAAAGUUGACAAGAGCAUUCUUGGCUUUAGUGUCACAGCUGCCCCUGACCGCAUCAAUGUAGGGGAUAGAGACUAUGGAGAAGGCAUGUAAAGCAACCACUCUUUUUGUGAUAUCUCACACCUUUUGACUUCUUUAUUGUUUUUUUCUUCUUUUUCAUUUUGAUAGUUUGUCCCCUGUCAUGUGGGAGGUACUUUACUACCAAUCUCUUUAAACUAUAGAGCUGUUGACAAUUUUAUUGUGUAGAUAUUGGACCUUUUUCCUAUUGUUGUUUGAAGUUGUUACAAUAAUCUGUAUUGCCAUUGGGACUUUCUUUGACCAAAUAUAUAUACUGCUUAAGAAUGCAGGGAAUAGGUGAACCUUAGAUGGUGCAAUGGAAAUGUUAAAGAUGUGUGGUGACCAUAGUCCUGGAAGCUACUAAGUUUGUGGGGCUUCUUCCUGCCUGAAGUAUUGUGUAAUGGUAAAUUAUGUAGAUUUCCCUGUUGACUAUGACUAAGGCAGAUUUGGAUAUCUUACCAAACAGUAUUCAACCGGGCUGUCUAAUGUGUGUGCAGGGUAAAAUGAAAAUAAUAAACCCAUUGUUUCAUAUCAUGUUGAGUAUGGAAAUAUUAUAACUGUGUGUUAAUUAAUCCAUACAAAUUUGACAAUUUCCACUAAGGGGGCUCAAAUUUUCUGUACUGAUCUGAUCUUCUGCAACCUGUCUUCAAAAUUUGAGUAUGUUACUAAGUGUGUUAAUGUUAUUGCAUCUACAUAUUUGGAGAUGUACCUCUGUUAAUUUAUUGCAUAUUUAUGAUCUAAACAUAGAUUUCAAUCAGUCAAAGCAUGUUUCAUUCUUGAGGUUUUUAAAAUUAUUUAUUUUCAAUGUAGUUUAAUGAGAUGUGAUCCUUUCCUUAAGCAUUAAAUUUAUGAACAAAGAUUUUUUUUUUAAUGAGAAUAUUCUUGUUUAGAGUCCUUUUUGUGCAAUGUGAUUUCAUCACAUACUUUUUAGUGUAUGUGACAGAGGUCUUUAGAAAUUGUUUACGCAUGUCAUUUAUGAAGGUGAUCAUAUUUGAGGAAGCCGAACUUCAGGAAUACAGGGUGUUAAAUGGAACAGUUAAAGUAAAGAGAAGAAUCUUGAGUUGCAUGUACCGUCAAAGCUUUUAACAAAUUUUUUAACUGCUUUUAAUGAUCAUCAGUCAAAUAACUUGCAUCUCUUAUAAUUUGUAUUGCAAUACGUUCCUAUGUUCUGAAAGAUCUUUGUGCUUUGUAACAGAAAUUCUAAAUACUUUCUAUCAUUUCUCUGCAUUUGUCGGUUUUAAUGUAACUUCAGUGCUAUUGGAGAUUCACUUUCCUAUUCCUUUAACAUUCUUAUCUUAUCUUAAUUCUACUGGUACAUUAGGAGAAACAGUUUGACCUGAUCAAAAAAAUUUGUACUUAACAAUUCUUUUUCUAGGAAGUAAAGCUUUUUUGAUCAGGCCAGAUUGUUUUUUUUCUUGUUUUUCUUUUCAGUGUACAGCAGUGUGUGAUGAGGAUUGAUGUAGAUUGCUUUCUCUUUUCUUUCUCCUUUUUUUUGUUUAGUGUGAAUGUCAAUUCAGAUGCCUUUCUGCUGUGCCAGCUUGAUAUGUUCUAACCUGGUAUCAUCUGCAAUUCAUUGUUUUGCCUAUUUUUGUGACUUAUUUAUUUUCCUGUCUAGAAGAGAAAGUUUAGCAAUGUUCAAACAAUAAUGAAGAUCCUUCCUUGGUGCUCUGAAUGUUCUAACAAUUUUGAAACUCAACAUGUUCCAAGCCCAUUGUGUGUGUUCUUCCAUUUGAUAAUCAUCAUGACAAAGAUAAGUGAAUAUGAUUUGAAGAGCAUCAAAUUUGAAUUCUUCAUUAGUGGUUAGGACAUUGGAUGGUUUCACUCAUGUGAAUUAUAACUUGCCUGAAGAUAAUUAUUGUUCCUACGGAACAGCCUAAUGUUAAGAAAAGGCGAUAGAUUUAGAAGUCGGAAUUGAAUGCAGCAUGAUGCAUUGUUAAAAGCUUUACUGUGAUUCUGUUCAGACUUAGAGCUAGUGCUGUCUGGUGGCAAUAUUUACCUUUCAUAUUCUCCUCUUACUUUAAAAAAUGCACUGAGCUUUCAAAGUAUGAAAACAAGCAGAAAACAGAAUUGCAGUUAAAAAUAGAAUCAAAAUUAAAUGAUGCAUUGUCUUGCAUUUCUUAAAUCUUCGGAGCCUUUGCACUUCAUUAGAGCAGGAGUUUUUCGUAACUAAUUUCCUCAUGAUUGAGGACGGAACUGCCUACCAUGUAGAUAUGUAUGUCUUUUGUGGGAUGUUAUGUUGAAGCUGAAAGAAUGUAUUUUUUAUUUGUAAAUACAAUAGUACUAUACUGUGUGAUAGAGGAGGAAUGAGAAAGUGUGAACAUGUCUUGUUGAUAAUAAUAAUAAAAAAAAUUGUUAUUUUUGACCCUAUACAAGAGUUUUAAUGUAAGCUUGAGGAACGCAUCGAUUGUGCCUGUACCUGAUGGUAUCAAUGGCCAUUUUGGUCAUGUGCCUAACAGUCCUUGUUCUCAUGACAAAGACGACUACAGUUGAAGCAAUCCAACCUCAUCUUUACAGUAUUUCCCCAAACUAGUGACUGUAAGGCAUGUUCUUGGGUGCAAUAAACGUAGUGUCUUGUGGA